This is a messenger RNA of Entrophospora candida, 425 nucleotides long. NCBI's taxonomy places the organism in Eukaryota, Fungi, Glomeromycota, Glomeromycetes, Entrophosporales, Entrophosporaceae. The record is from the annotation of a GenBank genome assembly.
ACACUUAUUCAAAUACCCCAAGAAUUUGUCCUGAAUCAAGUAUGGAGUGUGAAAGAUUUAGAGCCAAAUUAAGAAGUCUUAAUUUUAUCAACCCAGAAGAAUCAACAUCUAUAUAUAAAAGCUUAGAUGGUGAGAAUGAAUUUAGUGAACAGCUGAAAAAUUUUAGCAACCUAGCAAAGAAAGUUAGAGAAGAUUAUAUCAUGGAAGACAGUGAAACAAAAAUGACAAAGAAAGAACUCAUAAUCAGGUUGGAAUCUCUUUUUGAACUAAUGGAUAAAAAUGUUCAACGAAAGUAUCAUGGAUUUAAAUCAAAAAACAGAAGUGACUUGUUGAUUAUUUUACAAGAGGUAAGAUGUUUAUUAAAUGAAGAAAAUGAAACUGAUAAUUGUGAUUUUGUAGGAAACCCAGAGAUUAUGGAGGAAUAA